Messenger RNA from Chlamydomonas reinhardtii, 2264 nucleotides. RefSeq lists its product as uncharacterized. Bases 135 to 1520 code for a protein of 461 amino acids. Gene Ontology annotation, molecular function: ATP binding; metal ion binding; phosphoribosylamine-glycine ligase activity. The record is from RefSeq and is a predicted model, not a curated record. Gene Ontology annotation, biological process: purine nucleobase biosynthetic process. NCBI's taxonomy places the organism in Eukaryota, Viridiplantae, Chlorophyta, Chlorophyceae, Chlamydomonadales, Chlamydomonadaceae. The transcript is spliced from 10 exons.
AGCAUCAGCCGUCGUUGUGCAGUGCAGUUAGUGCAGUGCAUAAGCCCGCCUCACGAUUCCGGGCUGCAGAGUCACGCUUGCCUUUGCGAAAGCCAUUGCAUCGCCAAUUGUGAUUUUUGGAUAACGCCAUAACCAUGCAGUCUAUCCGCGGGCUAAACGCAAGGAACGUGCGCGCCGGGAGUCGCAGCCGGCCGAGCAACCUCUCAGUGUGUGCUGCUCAAAAUGGGAAGGUGAAUGUGCUGGUGGUGGGCUCGGGCGGCCGCGAGCACUCGCUUGCGUGGAAGCUGUCGCAGUCGCCGCUUUGCAACCACCUGUUUUGCGCGCCCGGCAACCCCGGCACCGAGACGGAGCCUAAGGUCACCAACGUCGCCGUCAACGUGACCAAGCAUAAAGACGUGGUCCAGUUUUGCAAGGAGAAGGACGUGGGGCUGGUGGUGGUGGGGCCCGAGGUGCCGCUGGUGGCGGGCCUGGCAGACGACUUGCAGGCGGCGGGUGUGCCCACCUGGGGCCCCAGCGCCCGCGCCGCCGCGCUGGAGGGCAGCAAGGCCUUCAUGAAGGACGUGUGCCGCAAGUACGACAUCCCCACCGCCGCCUACGAGAAGUUCACGGACCCCGCCCGCGCCAAGGCCUUCAUCAAACAGCUGGGGGCGCCCAUCGUGGUCAAGGCCAGCGGACUGGCGGCGGGCAAGGGUGUGGUUGUGGCUCGCACGGUGGAGGAGGCCUACCAGGCGGUGGACGACAUGCUGGUCAGGAAGGUGUUUGGAGGAGCGGGCGACGAGCUGGUGAUUGAGGAGUUCCUGGACGGCGAGGAGGUUUCCUUCUUCGCGCUGGUGGACGGCGAGGCCGCAGUGCCGCUGGUGUCGGCCCAGGACCAUAAGGCGGUGGGCGACGGCGACACCGGCCCCAACACGGGCGGCAUGGGCGCCUACUCGCCCGCACCCGCCAUGAACGACACCAUCCACAAGCAGGUGAUGGAUGAGAUCAUCUACCGCACGGCUCGCGGCAUGGCGGCGGAGGGCGCGCCCUUCCGCGGCACCCUGUUCGCCGGACUCAUGAUCAAGGAUGGCAAGGCCAAGCUGCUGGAGCACAACGUGCGCUUCGGCGACCCCGAGUGCCAGGGCCUCAUGGCGCUCUGCGCCUCCGACCUCACGGACGCCAUGCUGGCCGCCACCCGCGGCCGCCUGGGCGACGUGCGUCUGGACUGGCGGCCCGAGGCGGCGCUGACGGUGGUGCUGGCGGCGCGCGGCUACCCGGGCGAGUACCCCAAGGGCUCCGUCAUCCGCGGCCUGGAGGGCGUCACGGGGGCCAAGGUGUUCCACGCCGGCACCGCGCGCAACGCCGCCGGCGAGGUGGUGUCGGCGGGCGGCCGCGUGCUCAACGUGACGGCGCUGGGGGCGGACGUGGCGGAGGCGCAGGCCAAGGCCUACGCGGCCGUGAAACAGAUCCAGUGGGCGGACGCCUACUACCGCUCCGACAUCGGCUGGCGCGCCGUGGAGCGGCUGCGGGCCGGGAAGCACUGAGCGGCGGCGUGGUGUUGGUUGGGGGAGGGGGAGGAGCAGCGCGGGGUGUGUGCGGCUGUGUGGGUGCAUGGGUGCGGCUGUGUGCGUGCGGAUGCGGGGCUGCGAGCGACGGGGGUUGGGAUGUGGGAUAAGGCAAGCUAUCCAUAUAGGGCCUCAUAAAAUGGGGCUUCAGCAACAUCAAGCAGGGCUGUACAUGGAAACAGAGUGUGCUGCCGUUUGCCUGGCGUAGGCGGGUGUAGAGGGCUGCGUCGCUGAUCCUGGCUUCCGGUUUGGGGCGGGCAGGCCUCACUGCCUCAGUACGGUAGUCAGCGGUACGGCUGCCAGUCAACAUGGGCUGCCGGGGGUGCAGUGGCGAGGCCCUAGCGGCAGGCGAGGCUGGUGGGUGGGUGAGUAUGAGCUAUGCAUUGAGGCUCGCCCGGGUUGUGAGCACGAGGGGGAGAAAUGUGGACUGCGGCGUCGGGUCAUGAACAGCAUAGCUGGACACGGAAUACUGGCGCGAACGUGAUUGAUGUCAUGCUCUCCUGACGCAUUCAUAGGCGCCGCGGCUGCUUUCGUGCAAACAGUUUGAAGCACGUCACACAAUCGUACCCGGGGCGUACAGUGUAUCCAUGCUGUAGCUACUCAGUUGACACGCCUCACUCGGACAGCGUCCGGCAAUCAAAACCAGGGGGUAGGACCGCCGCAAGUUUACCCCAUGGAAUUGAUCGAGCUCAGCGCAAGCGUGAAUCUGCUUUCAAAAUGCCA